Messenger RNA from Carcharodon carcharias (great white shark), 199 nucleotides. It is a transcript of the gene c21h18orf32, whose product is annotated as UPF0729 protein C18orf32 homolog. Bases 8 to 199 code for a protein of 63 amino acids. Gene Ontology annotation, biological process: positive regulation of canonical NF-kappaB signal transduction. NCBI's taxonomy places the organism in Eukaryota, Metazoa, Chordata, Chondrichthyes, Lamniformes, Lamnidae. The record is from RefSeq and is a predicted model, not a curated record. The transcript is spliced from 2 exons.
UGUCGCAAUGGUCUGCAUUCCUUGCAUAGUCAUUCCGGUUCUAUUGUGGGUUUACAAGAAGUUCUUGGAGCCUAUCUUGUAUCCUUUCAUCUCUCCCUUUAUUUCCCGCCUAUGGCCUAAGCAAGCAGUGAAAGAGGAAAUUGCUACACCAAAAACAGAAGCAUGUAAUGGAAUAAUUAAGUCAUCCGCAGAGGAAUAA